This is a messenger RNA of Torulaspora globosa, 951 nucleotides long. RefSeq names its product S-methyl-5-thioadenosine phosphorylase (gene MEU1). Gene Ontology annotation, cellular component: cytosol. Gene Ontology annotation, biological process: nucleoside metabolic process. The coding region runs from base 1 to 951 and encodes 316 amino acids. NCBI's taxonomy places the organism in Eukaryota, Fungi, Ascomycota, Saccharomycetes, Saccharomycetales, Saccharomycetaceae. Gene Ontology annotation, molecular function: S-methyl-5-thioadenosine phosphorylase activity. The record is from RefSeq and is a predicted model, not a curated record. The transcript has a single exon.
AUGUCUGAUUCUGAACUGCCCACUACGUUCGAGGGCGAGGUGGAUCUCGGUGUUAUCGGUGGGACCGGCUUGUAUCAUCUGCCAUGUUUAGAGAAGAUCGCUGUUUUGCCACGUAUGGCGACGCCAUGGGGGUAUACCUCGUCGCCAAUAACGAUCUCGAAGUUUAUUGGGGCCAAUGGACACCUCCAUGUGGCUUUCCUUGCCAGACAUGGCCUAGACCACCAAUUGCCACCUUCCAAAGUGCCCUUCAGGGCUAACAUGGCCGCACUUAAACAUUUGAAGUGUAAAGCUGUGCUGUCGUUCAGCGCCGUAGGCUCUUUGCAGGAAUCCAUUAAGCCGAGGGACUUUGUGCUGCCUCAGCAGCUCAUCGAUAGAACCAAGGGCAUCAGAGAGUCGUCGUAUCUGAAUGAGGAAGGAUUGGUGGGCCAUGUCGGUUUCGGUGAUCCGUUUUCUGAGUCGUUUGCCAAGUAUAUCUACCAGUUCAGAGAUGUGCUGACCAAUGAGGGCAAGCCUUGCACGUUGCACUUCGACAAGGAUAAGACGGUUGUGUGCAUGGAGGGCCCUCAAUUCUCCACAAGGGCAGAAUCCCGGAUGUACAGAUUGCUCGGCGGUGACGUGAUCAACAUGAGCGUCAUUCCAGAAGCGAAGCUGGCUCGGGAGUGCGAGCUGCCUUAUCAGAUGGUUUGCAUGUCUACCGACUACGACGCCUGGAGAGAAGACGAAGAACCCGUCACCGUGGAGGUGGUGCUGGGCCAUUUGGUUAACAACGGGCAUAACGCUAACGCAUUGGCCGCCAGCGUUAUUGAGGCUAUGUCUCACGAUCUGCCCGAAUUCAUGAAGACGGGCGACGGUCUGCGUGGAUCGGUGAAAAUGUCGAUCUCGACAAAGCCAGAGGCUAUGUCGCAGGAGACCCUCGAGAAACUGAAGUUUCUCUUCCCAGACUAUUGGUAG